Molecule: messenger RNA, 1972 nt
Organism: Coffea eugenioides
Lineage: Eukaryota; Viridiplantae; Streptophyta; Magnoliopsida; Gentianales; Rubiaceae
Product: galactomannan galactosyltransferase 1-like
Exons: 1
Coding region: 379-1713 (444 amino acids)
Cellular component (GO): endosome; trans-Golgi network; membrane
Molecular function (GO): galactosyltransferase activity
Source: RefSeq, a predicted model, not a curated record
UAAUUUGUUUUUAUUGCCUAACCAAGAAUAGAUAUUGCGAAUUAAAAAGCUUUCACAGGAGUCGUGGGGAAGGAGAGCAUUUGCCUUGUGUACGAGUAUAUACGAACUAUAAAUUCUGUACGAGAUACUCCUCCCCCAUGGCCAACCACAGUUCUAUGCAUUUAAAGAUUUUGAUUUGUGGAGAGGGCCCUUUGUCCCAUGCUCUCUUUGGCAGAUGGCAGAUGGCCAAAAGCCCUGCGCAGUCCGACUAACUGGAAAAAGUUACUGCUAAAAUGAAAUCCUAAAGCCCUCCCCAGUCUCCACUCUCCCGUCUCCACUCACUUCUCCGAAUCUCCAGACUAAUUCCACAUUUCUACUCCGUAUCCAUACGCAGCAGCUAUGACCAGAAUCAAGGUUCACACCAAAGCGCCAACAUUUUUCAGAGAUUGCAGGUCCUUCAUCCUCGCUGUAUUUGUCGCCAUUCUACUCCUUUAUGCUCUCUGGUCCUUCACUGAAACUGCUUGGACAAACUUAUCCGUCUCCGCCAUUUUUUCAAACGCCAUCACCGACCACUGCACUUCCCAACCCCAAUCCCUCAACCGAACCCACGACCCGCCAGAACCCACGUUUUACGACGACCCGGAACUCUGUUACACCCUAGACAAGCCCAUCGAUAACUGGGACGACAAGAGAAAAUCAUGGCUGAAACUUCACCCCUCGUUUGCCGACAACGUCCAAGACCGCAUACUCCUCCUCACAGGAUCACAGCCCUCACCCUGCAAGAGCCCCAUCGGCGAUCAUCUACUCCUCAGAGGUUUCAAGAACAAAGCCGACUACUGCAGAAUCCACGGCUACGAUAUCUUCUACAGUAAUGCUUGUUUUGACCCGAAAUUGUGCAACGUCUGGGCUAAAGUAGCUGUAAUUCGAGCUUCCAUGGUGGCCCACCCGGAAGCCGAGUGGAUCUGGUGGAUGGACUCGGAUGCCAUCAUCACCGACAUGGACUUCAAAAUUCCGUUACAGAGGUACAAGGAGCACAAUCUCGUGGUACCCGGCUGGCCCAACUUGGUUUACGAGAAGAAGAGCUGGGUAGCUGUAAACACCGGGAGUUUCCUGAUGAGAAAUUGUGAAUGGUCCUUGGAGUUCUUGGAUGUUUGGGCGAGCAUGAGCCCGCGGAGCCCCGAUUACAAGUAUUGGAGCGAAACGUUAAUGUCCACCCUUUCGGAUAAGGUGAUUCCAGGAGCUGAUGAGCAAUCGUCUCUAGUUUAUUUACUAUUGAGGGAAAAGAAGAAAUGGGGAGACAUGAUUUAUCUGGAAAAUCAGUAUUACUUGCAUGGCUAUUGGGUCGAAAUUGUGGGGAGGUUAAAUAACAUAAUUAAGAAGUAUUUGGAUACAGAGGCAAAGGUGCCGGUGCUGAGGAGGAGAGUUGCGGAAGUGGUGAGUGAGAGCUUGGAUGGGGUGUGGGAGAGGUACCUGAGAGAUGCCGGUGGUUUUGGAAAUAGUGGGUGGAGACGGCCGUUUAUUACUCAUUUUACCGGAUGUCAGCCGUGUACCGGAAAACAUGACCCGGCGUACAAGGGGAACGCCUGCUGGGUUGCGAUGGAGAAGGCUCUGAAUUUUGCCGAUAAUCAGGUUCUCCGGAGGUAUGGUUUUAUGCACCCGGAAUUAGGGAAUGGGUCGUCGGUGUUUCCAGUUCCCUUUGAUUUUCCGGCCGACGAGAAGGAAGAAUUGGUGUAGAGUUGAGUGGAGGAGGUAAGUAAAGGGCGGUUGUGUCUGUAUUUUGUAUAGUUUUGUCUUGCUCUCUUUGUAUCCAUCCAUCAAAAUGGUGAAGUGAGAGAACAAAAGCAAACGAUUCUCACGGAGGCUUCGCCAAGGUCCUCAAUCGAGUGAAUUUCAAGUUCAAGAGCUUUUACGAAUGCCUUUUUUGUCAAUAUAAAAAGAGAAUUAAUUUGGUUGUUUGCACUAUUAGCAGGGUAUUAGACUAAUACCUUUUGUU